Molecule: messenger RNA, 1377 nt
Organism: Tupaia belangeri chinensis (Chinese tree shrew)
Lineage: Eukaryota; Metazoa; Chordata; Mammalia; Scandentia; Tupaiidae
Exons: 5
Coding region: 1-1104 (367 amino acids)
Biological process (GO): virion assembly
Source: RefSeq, a predicted model, not a curated record
AUGCCCGAUGAGUCCCUGGGAGACCCUCCCACCCUCUGGGACGUGCUGAUGAAGGCCAACUACUGCCAGGGUACUGUGCGCAUGGUACCGCUCUUGGACUUAGUUCUUGACAGUGGGCUGUCGAGACUUCUCGUUGGUGUGCUAAGAAUUCUCUGUGGAGGAACCAGGUUAGCCACCCGGGAGGCUCCACCUGAAGUCAAGGGAGACGUCCCUGACAACCAGGAGAUCAAUAAGCGUCGUCCGCAUUGGACGCCGUUUGGUCUAGCAUUUGGUAAGGAUCCUAUACGGACUGGUGUGGCUGCAGCUCCUCAGGCUCAGGUGGCAGCACUCCCCCAGCCAGAGGUGGAACUCCCUCCACAGCCUCAGCAGUCACCUCACUCUACCUUGGGGCCCUCAGCACCUCCAGCGUUGGCACAAGGACCUGCUGCAGGACUUAGGUCCAGGAGGGCCCGAGAGGAAGAAGAGCCCUCAUCCUCUGAGUGGGCUCCCAUCCUUCCCAUCCGAGCCCUGGGGGGCACAAGUCCUGAAGGAGAGUGCACGUCUCAGUACUGGCCCUUUUCUAGCAGUGAUCUAUAUAAUUGGAAAACUCAAAAUCCUCCCUUCUCAGAGGACCCACGGGGACUCACCGGUCUGUUUGAGUCUAUUCUGUACACCCACAGCCCCACUUGGGGUGAUUGCCAGCAGCUUCUCAAAACUUUAUUCACUACCGAGGAACGGGAGCGAAUCCUCACCGAAGCACAGAAGAAUGUACCUGGAGGCGACGGUCGUCCGACCACCUUACCAAACCUGAUUGAUGAGGGGUUUCCACUCACCAGGCCUAACUGGGACUUCGGGAACGCUGAAGGGCGAUGGAUGUCCAAUGCGCAAAUGACCCACUAUCAAGGACUGCUCCUAGAUACCCCGCGAGUUACUUUUUCAGAGCCCACCUCCUUGAAUUUGGCCACACUGUUGCCUAACCCAGAGCUGGACAAGCCGGUGCAUAAUUGCCAAGAAAUUCUAGCAGAAAUCUUCCACGUACGUCCUGAUCUCCAAGACUCAGCCCUGCCGAACAGCAAGGUAAUCUGGUACACUGAUGGGAGUAGCUUAUGCAGGACGGAGUACUAAGGCUGGGGCAGCUAUAGUGGACCAGAGCGGGAACUUAGUUUGGAGCACUUCCCUGCCAGCGGGAACCUCCGCCCAGAAAGCUGAACUCAUUGCACUGGCAGAAGCACUUGAACGGGCGGAAGGGAAACGUGCUACUAUUUACACUGAUAGCAGGUAUGCCUUUGGGACUGUUCAUAUCCAUGGGGCAAUUUACCGGGAGAGGGGCUUUAUCACCGCAGAUGGAGGAAAGGUGUGCAAUCUUCCCGAAAUCCAGCGGCUGUUGGCAACGGUACA